CCAUCAUGGAUCANGGAGACCAAGGCGGAGGCCAUGAGGGCUUCAUCAAGAGAACCAGACUCUCGCGGCGCNCCUGCUACUGACUACAGUGCGAACAUGGCACAGUUUGUGCACAAUCGCCGGCCGCAAUACAAAGGAACCAUGGGAUUCGAGAUGGAAAGACCGAGUGCUAGUUACGUGAUAGACGUGAGUUUGUGCUCGGCGUCUGUUCAGAUAGACGGUGUAAUUAAGAGCUGUAUGUUGACUCGAAUCGUANNGAUGCUCCUACCACCAGCCCGCAGAGGCAAUGCAGUAGAUUCAGUGCCGGCUAGACAUCUGCAUUCAUCCUUGAACAAGAUGCGCCAUCCUGUCAACGUGGUCAAAUGGACGCCGGAGGGAAGGCGUCUGCUCACUGGAUCGACCAGCGGUGAAUUCACUCUGUGGAAUGGAACGGCAUUCAACUUCGAGACGAUCAUGCAGGCUCAUGAUAGUGCGGUACGAGCAGUGGCAUAUUCACAUAGCAACGACUGGCUUAUCUCCGCCGAACAAGCUGGCAUCGUCAAAUACUGGCAACCAAACUUCAACAACGUCAAGUCUUUGCAAGCGCACAACGACCCCGUUCGAGAUCUGGCGUUUGCACCCACCGAUACCAAGUUCGUGACGGCUGCGGACGAUGCUCACCUCAAAAUCUUCGAUUUCGCCGGCGGCAUGGAAGAACUGGUCUUGGAAGGUCAUCAGUGGGACGCUAAAUGCGUUGACUGGCAUCCUACCAAAGGACUGUUGGUUUCCGGCUCAAAAGAUCAUCAAAUCAAGCUAUGGGACCCUCGAAACGGACGGUGCCUAACCACACUACAUGGCCACAAGAACACCGUGAGCAAGACACUCUUUGAACCGACAAAUGGCGUGCUACUGGCUUCUUGUGCUCGUGAUUCUACUGCUAGAGUUUUUGACAUACGUAUGAUGAGAGACGUCUUCUUAUUGCGUGGUCACGAGAAGGACAUCAGCACACUUGCUUGGCACCCAAUUCAUUCAAACUUCUUGACAACCGGAGGUGCUGACGGCGCAAUGCAUCAUUAUCUGCUAGACGAGCAGAACCUCCCCGCUGGUUCAGCGCCUACGCUUUCACCAUACGACGCGCCAGAGAACUCGGAUGCGCCUGCUCAAACGAUAUAUCCUGCACAUCGCGUCUCCUACGCCCACGACUUUGCCAUUUGGAGUCUUGACUGGCAUCCUCUUGGUCACAUUCUGGCUUCUGGAUCCAACGAUAGAGCGACGAGAUUCUGGUCAAGGCCGAGACCCGGAGACAGCACGUACAAGGACGAUCGUUGGCAUAUUGGUCAGACAGCAGCAGAAGCCCAAGGGACGUGGAAGCGUACAACAGACCGUACAACUAGAGAUGAGGAGGAGGAACUUGAAGACGAGGCAGAUGGUCUUGUCGAUCAACAGAUGCCAGCCCGACAAAACAUGCUGCCUGGCCUUGCUGGUCUUCCUGGUAUUUCUGCACCAAGACCGGCAUUCCCAGAUGGAACCAGCACUGGAGGAGCACAGCCGUUACCCAUGCCAGGUAUGGGCAGCAACGGGCUACCUUUCCCAGGUGGGCCACCGAUGCUUGGAGGCCAAGGCCUGCCGUUCUCAUUACCGCAUGGCGGCGCACCACCACCACUACCUGGGAACAUGGACAUCGAGAAACUCAAGCAGAUGUUUGGUGGGCAACUACCUCCCAUGCCUCCACCAGGUGCACAGCAAGGAUUUCCACCACCUCCACCGCCUGGAUUCCCAGGUGGGCAAGGUCUUCCACCACCCCCAAUGCCUUUCCCAGGCUUUGCUGGAGCUCCGCCUAUGCCUCCUCCAGGAUUUCCAGGGUUCCCAUCGGGUAACGCACCUCCUGAUUUACACGGACAGAACAGGAGGAGGGCACCUCUGCCGAGUCAGAGUGAGAGCUUGCAAGAGGAGAUUAGAAGAGGAAAAUACCCCAGGGCGAGGUGA
Aureobasidium vineae is the source of this 1965-nucleotide messenger RNA. The record is from the annotation of a GenBank genome assembly. NCBI's taxonomy places the organism in Eukaryota, Fungi, Ascomycota, Dothideomycetes, Dothideales, Saccotheciaceae.